AUCUGUUAGUAUCCUAUUGUACUCUUGAAUUAACUCUUGAACCACAUCGACUUGUUUACGUUGUCUUCGAACAUCAUCUCAGCGGCUAGCCUCUUCUCUUGAUCUAUUCAUUUACUUGCGCUUCCAUAUUAUCGCGCUUUAGUUGUAUACUGGACCUUUCGCACAACAUCAUGUCAGCCUCGCCCCGACCAAGGAAUUUACGUGCACUGGCUGUCGGUGUGGUCUUACUCCUCGUUAUUCAAGUCAGGGGUCAAUCAAUACCGAUUUGCGAUGCGGGAAGACUCGCGGCAUGGCUCACCCCCAGCCGGGGUCGGCCAAUGUAAUCAAAUCGCAGGUGGUCUUCCCACUUUUACUCUGAUUCAGGCGCCUACUGCUUUCGCACUUCGCGCCAGCAACCCAUUGACCUGUGGCGCGAAUGGACGUUGCCCUGCCGUGACCCCAAUUGCUUCGAACUUAAUUCCGAUCUGUGAUGGACCUAGAGUUGUGGCAUGGCUCACCGCGAAUAGGCAGCUAUUCCAAUGCCAGAACGUUCAAGGUGGUAUCUCUACGUUUUCUCUCAAUGCGGCACCCACGACUUUCGCACUUCGCAGUAGCAACAUUGUAUUGACUUGUGGCCAGAAUGGGUUGUGUCCUAACAUUAACCCACCUAGAAACAACUUGAUCUCAAUUUGCGAUGCGCAGGGUCUGACUAGGGCGUUCCUCACCCCCGAUUUGCGGCUGUUGCCGCCAGGGGGAACGGCUGUUGCAACUGGGUCCGGUCAAUGCCUCAAUCAAUUUAAUCCUCCUCAAUUUCGGCUUACUGCGUCGCCCAAUUUUGGGCUUGUUAACGGCGGCAAUUUGUAUUGCACAAAUCAGCAGUGUAUUGGUAGGCCAUGGUUCUAAUCGAACCCCGACCCACUUCAAUGUAUGGUUAAGGUGUUGUGGCAUACAUUGGCUGUGUCAAAUAUAUCCACCCGUCAAGAUUUCACAUUUCACCUAUAGCUUCCAGGUGAUUUCUCUUUGCAGGCGCCAAUGCGCUUCGCCUAGUUAUUUAUGCCAAUCGAAGUUCUCGUUCAAUAUUCAAGAAAAUCUCCCAUUCAUAUUUGAAAAUGGACUCCUGUACAUAAGGCCCAACGAACAAUGUUGUAUCUACUUACUUUCAACCUUUGAUUUGGUCCGUCUGUUUUAUAGUUUAGUUAUUUCUAUUUUGCCUUCAUCCUUGAAAGCGCUGCGUCUCUCAAUAGGCCUAUUUCCAUCUUUGUCUUUGACUCGACUUUUGCAGUUACAAUUUGAAAUUGUAAUCUUUGGAACCAGUGUCUUUACU
Molecule: messenger RNA, 1303 nt
Organism: Melampsora larici-populina 98AG31
Lineage: Eukaryota; Fungi; Basidiomycota; Pucciniomycetes; Pucciniales; Melampsoraceae
Exons: 6
Coding region: 271-882 (203 amino acids)
Source: RefSeq, a predicted model, not a curated record